Messenger RNA from Adelges cooleyi (spruce gall adelgid), 3009 nucleotides. Its product is annotated as cap-specific mRNA (nucleoside-2'-O-)-methyltransferase 2-like. The record is from RefSeq and is a predicted model, not a curated record. The transcript has 12 exons. The coding region runs from base 263 to 2470 and encodes 735 amino acids. NCBI's taxonomy places the organism in Eukaryota, Metazoa, Arthropoda, Insecta, Hemiptera, Adelgidae. Gene Ontology annotation, molecular function: methyltransferase cap1 activity. Gene Ontology annotation, cellular component: cytoplasm; nucleus. Gene Ontology annotation, biological process: 7-methylguanosine mRNA capping.
AACACGUAAUUAGACACCAGUGAUCAGACAGACAUUGGAAUUUGGAAUUUGUAAUAUAUUUAUACUUAACGUUGAUUGUAGGUAUCUGUGUCCCGUGAUAGCUAUAUAUAUGUAUAUACUAUAUAAAUUACUACAUUGCUUUUUAUUGUAGUUGAAAUGACGCGUUUUUGUUGUGAGUAAAUGAUAAAAUUAUAUCGAUUAUCAAUAAAUAAUAGGUAUGUCAUUAUUUUGAAUCUACAAAAAUUGCCAACGUAACAUCCAAAUGGGUAACGAAGACACUUACAAUAAUAAUUACACAAACUAUGACUGCGCAAAGGAUUACGGAACUAAUAUUAAAAAAACCGAUGAUGGUUACAAUGGAUCUCAAGUAAAAGCAACACAAAUGGAGGAAAUUUUAAAUCAAUUAUUCUCGAAAGAAUUCGAAAUGCCAAUUUCCAAAAAAUGGAAAUUACCAGAACUAGAGUCGGUGUUGGCUUACAGUAAAUGGGAGUUACCAGAUUUUUUAUGCCUAAAAAAAUCAUUAAACAUAGUCAAAGAUAAACUGGAUAAUUUUAAUUUGGCUCAUUGGCAUCAAAACACAAAACAAACAAAUCCUUCUGGGAAAGUUUUAUCAAGAGUUAAAGGAGUUGCACAUCCUGAACUAUUGACUACAGCAUGGCUGAAAUUUUACGAGUUACUAAACGAAAUACAAGUUAUACCACAAAAAGCUAUUGACGAUAAACAGUUGUUCUCCAUUCACUUGUGUGAAGCUCCAGGUGGAUUCAUUUGUGCUCUCAACCAUUUAAUUGCUAGUAAAGGUUUGGGCAUCAAAUGGGAUUGGUUAGGAAUGUCCUUAAACCCUUAUCACGAAGGAAAUGGUAAUCCCGAUAUGAUAAAUGAUGACAGAUUCAUGUUGUUCACCAGAGACCAUUGGUUUUACGGAAGUGAUUAUACGGGUGAUAUUUUUCAAAAAGACUUUUACAAGGAUUUGUACAAAACUGUAAAAAAUCGAUUUGGCCAGCAAGCGAGUUUGGUUACAGGUGACGGUAGUAUGGACUGCCAAAAUAAUCCUGAUGAACAAGAAAAUGUAGUUAUGCGACUGCAGUUGGUAGAAACAAUGGUCGCGUUAAUGGUGUUAGAAACUGGUGGAUCAUUUGUGUUAAAAAUGUUUACCAUGUUUGAAUGUAACACACUAUGCCGAAUGUACUUACUUUGUUGUGCUUUUGAAUCUGUUAAAGUAAGAAAACCUGUCACCAGUAGACAAGGAAAUUCGGAAGUUUACGUUAUCUGUCAAGGUUAUAAAGGACUAGAAUACACGGAACCUUGGAUUCAAAGAUUUUUUACUUGCACCGAUCAUACCCAAUACAGCCUGUUUCCUUUAAAAGAGUUGCCAAAAGAGUUUCUCUCUAGUAUGUACAACUGUUCGCAAUAUUUCAGUAAAUUACAAAUGCAAGUUAUAGAGCGCAAUAUACAGCGUUUUUUACACGGAGGUGAUGGUAUUGAAAAUGAUACAAAGUUUUUGAUGGAUUUACAAUACCAGGUUUCUAAAAUGUACAUCGCUAAAUUUAAAAUAAAGCCAAUAGAUCCAUCGUUGGAAAUAGUGGGAGAAAAAAAACUUCAAAGUAUACUGUAUGAGUUGCCUAAAGUUACAUUGGUGCGAAAGAAUUUAGAUUAUUCAUUUUCUGAAAAGCAACGAAGAAUUGAGUAUCAAGCAAUAGACGAAGCAAAGUUGCUUCAAGCGGAAGUAAAUGACUUUCACCAAGUGAAGUGGGAAAAUGACAAUAUUAUAUUAUGGCACUCUGCAGAGGAUUUAAAAAUUGAUAUAUCAGAUAAAUGUAUUCAAAUGGGUAAACCUGUGUCUGUAGUGCGCGGCUCAAAAUUCUGUGUGGAUAUAUUAAUUGACUACAGUAACCGAGCAAGAUCGCUGUUUACAAUCCCGACAGAAGACAAUACUAAGCGUAGAAACUAUUUCUGGCUUCAAGUUCCUAAGAAUACGAUUGAAGCUCGUUUAAUAGUUUGCGACUUAACUUCAAUCAAUAUUAGCGACUGCAUAAACAAUAACAGAAAACAACUCGAGUCGCUAACGUCUAUAUUAGAAAUUUUAGAGCUACUCGAGACUUCUGACAGUUUACUCCUUAUAGGUUAUCCGCUGCUUACUCAAGUUAAUGUCGGGGUUUUUUACUCGCUGAUCAAAAUAUUUGCAAAGGUUGGUAUGAUAAAACCAAAUGAAAUGGGUCACGCUCUUAUAUUUUGUUCAAAAAAAACUAACCAAUAUGCAUGCGAUUGGUUGGCACUAUUGAAGGAAAUUAAAGACCAUAUAAAAGAUCCUACUAUAGCUGAUGUUGUCGAAAAACAAGGAAAAUCAUUGAUAUCAUGUUUCACUAUUGAUAAACUCAUAUUUCAACCUAUUUAUAAAGACAUAGUAGCAGUAAAUUGUUUAUAUAUUGUUAAUGAGGUAAAGAAAACAGUGUCUUCCUAUUUAAACCAGUAGAACGAUAACUAUGUGAAAUUGUAUUCAGUAUUUUUUAUAUCAAGUAUUAUUUUGGUUGACUAUUUUUAAGUAUUUAAUGUAUAAAAAAACAUUGAUUCUAAGUAUUUAUCUAUAUUGUUAUCAAUUGAUGUUAUAAAUUAGUAAUCAAAAUGUGUAUAUUGAUAGAGACUAGGGUUUUUUAAUUUUUGUUAAAUAAGAUAUCAAAAAUUUGAUUUAUAGAAAAAGAACUUUUUUAAAUUGUAUAUUUAUAUUCCUAUGUAUCCUUAUAUAUAUUAAUCCAACAUCUGACUUAUUAAGACAAUCUUUAUUCAUUAUUUCGAGACUGAUACAACUACUGUUGAAUUUUUAAAGUUACUAAUUUUGUUAUAUUUCUUAAUUUAUGUAUAAUAAAUAAAAUAAAAUUGUUAUGUUUAUGUAUUGCGAAAAGAGGUCAAAAGUAAAACAAACCAAAGCAAAGUAAGGUGCAUUCCAUUUUUUUUUUUUUUAUUGUUUUUGUUUUUUGUAUGUUUAUGUAAAUGUUUUUUGAUGAAAUUUAUCAG